UCGGGAGCAGGCCUGAGCGAGCGGGAGGACAGAGACAGAGAGAGCAAGAAAGGAACAGAAGAUUGGGAGAAGGAUUUGGGAUUGUCGCUUGGACAAGAAAUCCCCUUCCGAGUCGACUCCUCCUUGUCUUUCCCUUUGAUCAUUGCUGUAUUUCUAACGUCCUCGUCGUUCUCGGAUUUGGAUAGGGUUCCUUCGUCAUAACCCUCUUCCAGUUCGUCCUCCAAUUUCCUGGAACCGCAGGCCACUUCUGGGAUUUGUUAUUUGAUUCAGAUUUCGCAUUGCGGUGUACGCAGAUCUGGAUUUUGCCAUCUGGUUGUGAUGGCCUGCUAACGUAGCCAGAGUAUCAGUUAACCCUUGCUGUUUUAGUCCUUCUCUUUUCUCUCGUGGAUCUGUGUUGAGAUUGGGUACUUCACUUUUGGUUAAUGAUCGCUGCGGGACAAGGAAUUGGUUUCUUACGGUAAUCAUUGGCUCUGGAGCUUGGCAACUUCUGGAGAGGGAAGAAGCUCUCUUCCAUUGCCAUCUCGGCUGCCAUCUGAUCCCAGCCAAAGUUGAUGUCUCGAAAACUGGACAGCCCUGUUCAAACCCAGAUGGCUGUGUCAGUCAUGAUAAGUCCACUUGUUGGGGAAUUCCAUGGGAGCAGCAGUGUGCAAGGGAGGCAACCUGCUGGAAGGAAACAAGUUUUUGUGCAAACUGACACCGGGUGUGUGCUGGGCAUGGAAUUGGAUCGAAGUGACAAUGCCCAUACUGUGAAGAGGAAGUUACAGCUUGCACUUAACGUUCCGACAGAUGAGAGCUCACUAACAUUUGGAGAUACUGUUUUGAAGAAUGAUCUUAGUGCAAUUCGAAAUGGUUCUCCCCUUCUCCUUACACGGAAUAUUAUGCACAGAAGCUCAUCCACGCCUUGUCUGUCUCCCACUGGAAGGGAUAUUCAACAGAGGGAUAAGAGUGGUCCUAUUGAGAUCUUAGGGCAAUCAAGUCGUCUUGACAGAAUGAAAGAACUGGCUAAGGAAAUUAUGAAGGCCAUAAAAAUGGGAAUUGAUCCUCUUCCUGUUCAUAGUGGGCUUGGAGGUGCAUACUAUUUCAGGAACAGCAGAGGUGACAGUGUCGCAAUUGUAAAACCAACGGAUGAAGAGCCCUUGGCUCCAAACAAUCCGAAAGGCUUUGUUGGCAAAGCUCUUGGACAACCUGGUUUGAAGCGUUCAGUUCGAGUUGGUGAGACAGGGUUCAGGGAAGUUGCAGCUUAUCUUCUUGAUUAUGAACAUUUUGCAAAUGUUCCCCCAACUGCCUUGGUCAAGAUUACUCACUCGAUCUUUAAUGUUAAUGAUGGGGUCAACGUGAACAAUUUCCAGAGGAAGAGGCUAGUUAGCAAGAUUGCAUCUUUCCAGCAGUUCAUACCUCAUGAUUUUGAUGCCAGUGAUCAUGGGACAUCUAGCUUCCCAGUUGCAGCUGUGCAUCGUAUAGGGAUAUUAGACAUAAGGAUUCUUAACACAGAUAGGCAUGCUGGAAAUUUGUUAGUUAGGAAACUGGGAGUAGGAAAAUUUGAUCAGGUGGAGCUAAUUCCUAUUGAUCAUGGGCUUUGUCUGCCUGAAACUUUGGAAGACCCUUAUUUUGAGUGGAUUCAUUGGCCUCAAGCUUCAAUUCCAUUCUCUGAAGAUGAGCUUGAGUACAUUAAGAAUCUUGAGCCUGCUGUUGAUUGUGAGAUGCUACGAAUGGAAUUGCCCAUGAUUCGAGAAGCUUGUUUGAGGGUCUUGGAACUUUGCACCAUUUUCCUCAAGGAGGCUGCUGCUUUUGGUCUGUGUCUUGCUGAAAUUGGUGAGAUGAUGACUAGGGAAUUCCGUCGUGGGGAGGAGGAGCCUAGUGAACUUGAGGUUAUAUGUUUGGAGGCAAGGAAGAUGUUAGCUGAGAGAGAGGAGCUGUCUCCAAGGAUGACUGAGCUGGGAGAUGAGGAAUUCCAGUUUGAUUUAGACUGUGAUGAAGUUGGGCCUGAUUUCAAUCCAAAGAUCUCAGUUGAUGAUUUUUUUAGCAGGGCAUGUUUUCAGCCUGGACUUGUUAAUGGGCAUGGCCGCAAUCCGCUUUCAAAACUAGAGGAGACUAUAGAGGAGGAAGAGGAGGAGAGUGAUGGAGAAGAUGUGGGGCUUCCCACCCUACCUCCUCAAGAGGGGAACCCAAAUAUUUCUAAAAUUUCAAUGUCACUUAAUACCAUGUUAGAUGAGAAGGACCAGAAACUCCAGAAAUCUUCAGCAGGGAAAGUUGACACUGGCUAUUUUGGUAAUACAUCAACAUCUGGUCAUAAGAGUGCCAAUGAGCAGCUUCCUGGAAGCAUAAGCUUUGUGAAGCUGGCGGAUAUGACUGAAGAUGAGUGGAAUGUGUUUCUGGAGAAGUUUCAGGAGCUUCUGCACCCGGCAUUUGCUGAAAGGAAAUCAAUAACUUUAGGUCAAAGGCAGAGACAGAGGCUUGGUACUUCAUGCCAGUUUUGAAGUUAAGAGCAAUGCGGUAAUGAUAUGAUAGAGAAGACUAUAGAAUGGAGAAUAAAAGCUUUAUAGGUAUAUCAGAAUGAAGGAUUUGUUAGGACAGGUAUGGGUUGGAAGUUUCGAAUGAGUGCCUUUAGUUGGAGGAGAGAGCACGGGGUAGUGAUGUAGAUAUUCUUGGCGUUUGCUGAGUAGUAAGCCUUGUAGGUUGUAUUUUUAUAUGAUAUGUUCUUUUUUGCUUGCCGAGUUCCCUAGGACAUGUUUGAUAAAUAAUUUUUAUCCUUCGUGAAAUGAAACUCCUGUAUAUAAAGAAGCCUUUGUUCCCGUUCGUUUUGAUUUUGAUUAUCA
Molecule: messenger RNA, 2816 nt
Organism: Neltuma alba
Lineage: Eukaryota; Viridiplantae; Streptophyta; Magnoliopsida; Fabales; Fabaceae
Product: phosphatidylinositol 4-kinase gamma 5
Exons: 2
Coding region: 552-2477 (641 amino acids)
Source: RefSeq, a predicted model, not a curated record